AUGGUCCAUUACGACAGAACCAGAAUGGACAAGUUCAACUACGCUAGAACCAACACUUGGGAGACUCUUCGAAAGGUGGUUGACAACUGUCUGACAAUCUUUCCUAUGCUCACAGUCACCUGUGGUCCUAAUCGAUUUCAAAUCAUCAUAAACUCUACUUUGCUUCAAGUUCUGGGUCAGAAAUUAACUGUCCCUUCCAGAAACCUGCAACCACCCAGCCCUGCUCGCCUCCAAGCAGGGUUUGUGAUUCCCCCAAAGGAUUCCCGUACCACUGUUUCUCAAUCACCGACACCUAGUGAGAAUGGUUCACCCAGAUCCAAGAUUGUUCCUAGUCAGACUGCAUCUCCUCAACCUCGGGAGCAUCGGACAAUCCUAUAUCUUCUGAUAAUGAUCACAUGA
Molecule: messenger RNA, 399 nt
Organism: Melampsora larici-populina 98AG31
Lineage: Eukaryota; Fungi; Basidiomycota; Pucciniomycetes; Pucciniales; Melampsoraceae
Exons: 2
Coding region: 1-399 (132 amino acids)
Source: RefSeq, a predicted model, not a curated record